This is a messenger RNA of Geodia barretti, 750 nucleotides long. The record is from the annotation of a GenBank genome assembly. Lineage: Eukaryota; Metazoa; Porifera; Demospongiae; Tetractinellida; Geodiidae.
AUGCGACUCGAAGGAAAGGUUGCACUCAUUACCGGCGGCGCCAGGGGGCAGGGUGCGGCGGAAGCCCGGCUGUUCGCUCGCGAAGGCGCCAGGGUAGUAAUCGCCGACGUAUUGGACCCGGACGGAAUGGCCGUUGCUGCCGAGAUUAACGAAUUGGGCGGCGAUGCCACCUUUGUCCAUCUGGACGUUUCAAGUCAGGACGACUGGCAGCAGGCAAUAGACGCCACGGUCGCCGCAUACGGUAAGCUCGACGUGCUGGUCAACAACGCGGCCAUUUGGCGCGGCGGGCAUGUUCUGGAAACCACCGGUGAGCAGUGGGACACCGUCCUCGACAUCAACGCCAAGGGGGUGUUCCUGGGCACCAAGCUGGCAAUUCCCGAGAUGCGAAAGGCUGGGGGCGGCUCGAUCGUCAACAUAUCCUCCACCGCCGGCCUCGUCGGCAGCCGUACGAGCACCGCCUACAGCGCAUCCAAGGGCGCUGUCCGCCUCUUCACCAAGUCCACAGCGGUGCAGUACGGGCGUGAGAACAUCCGGGCCAACUCCAUCCACCCCGGCCCCAUCGACACCCCCAUGGGCGACCAGGUCUGGCCCGACGCCGGCAGCCGCGAAGAGGCCAUCGAGCGCACAGUUCUCAAGCGCAUCGGCACGCCUGAGGACAUCGCCAACGGCGCCCUCUUCCUCGCUUCCGACGAUUCGUCGUUCAUGACCGGCGCCGAACUGGUCAUCGACGGAGGCCUCACCUCCCAGUAG